AUGUCACCACAACUCACAAGGUCUCUGCACUCCAUAAACCUGGAACUGGCUCUAGGACAGGAAGAUACCCACUCGUCAUCUUCUUCCUUCUCCUCGUCUACGUCAAAGUCCUCCUCAGCAGACUCCUCCGAAACUCUGGGGGUUCUGGGAUCUCAGGGUUCGAUUUCACCCCUGAGUCGCUGGGUGAUGCACAGCCGCGGCCGUGCCACCAACACUUCCACAAUGGAGCUGCCCUAUCGUUCGCCGGUGCCCUUUUCCAAACAGGAAUUUUGGGAAAUGCUGGGCAGUGAUCUCCUCAAAUCAGACACGGAUGCAUUGGGGAACUCACGUGUCAAGCGCCGCCCACCAAUCGUCAAAACUGGCAAAUUUAAGAAGAUGUUCGGCUGGGGCGACUUCUACUCCAACAUCAAGACGGUGCGCCUCAACCUGCUUAUCACGGGUAAGAUAGUGGAUCACGGGAAUGGCACCUUCAGUGUCUACUUCCGUCACAAUUCCACCGGUCAGGGGAACAUCUCAGUGAGCCUGGUACCGCCAGUGAAGGCAGUGGAGUUUGACUUGGAGCGCCAGAGCGUGGUCUACCCUAAAGACUCAAAGAUCUUCAACUGCCGCGUAGACUAUGAGAAGGUGGACCGCAGCAAACGCACCUCGCUCUGCAACUAUGACCCCUCCAAGACCUGCUUCCAGGAGCAGACACAAAGCCACGUGUCCUGGAUCUGCUCCAAAAAAAACCUUGAAAAAAACCUGAAGUUAAAUUCAGUACGGUGA
This is a messenger RNA of Sinocyclocheilus anshuiensis, 765 nucleotides long. Its product is annotated as neurexophilin-1-like. NCBI's taxonomy places the organism in Eukaryota, Metazoa, Chordata, Actinopteri, Cypriniformes, Cyprinidae. The transcript is spliced from 2 exons. Gene Ontology annotation, molecular function: signaling receptor binding. The record is from RefSeq and is a predicted model, not a curated record. The coding region runs from base 1 to 765 and encodes 254 amino acids.